Molecule: messenger RNA, 4967 nt
Organism: Strongylocentrotus purpuratus (purple sea urchin)
Lineage: Eukaryota; Metazoa; Echinodermata; Echinoidea; Camarodonta; Strongylocentrotidae
Gene: tmem189
Product: transmembrane protein 189
Exons: 4
Coding region: 22-876 (284 amino acids)
Molecular function (GO): oxidoreductase activity
Source: RefSeq, a predicted model, not a curated record
UCUAUAACUAGCUUCGCAACGAUGGCGAUAGGGCUGAAGGAGGAAAACGUAGUAACAAGCCAAAUUCCGGCCUAUUCUGCGCCGGAGGAUGGCAAUGAAUCGUCUUCUCAGAGGGAUCCAAAUCCUCGAUGGAAUCCAAGUCAUGUAGGAGCCAAAGAGGAAUUAGCAAACUUGUACACUGCUGGAAAGCGAAGGCAAGAGAUCGUAUGCGUUGUACUCUGCAUGACGUUGACUCUGAUGGUUGCAUGUCAGCUUGUGUAUCAUCUCAGACUUGAUAACUGGAUGGUUCCUUUCAUUGCAGCAGUUGGAGGCAUUCUGACAGCAGAUUUCUUCUCUGGAUUAGUUCAUUGGGCAGCUGACUCAUGGGGUUCAAUUGAAAUACCUGUUGUUGGGCAGGCUUUCAUCAGACCAUUCAGGGAGCACCACAUUGACCCUACUGCCAUCACCCGGCACGACGUCAUCGAGACCAACGGCGACAACUGCAUGAUGUCUCUGAUCGGCCUCAUCCCGCAGACCUUCAUCCUCUUCAGCAGUUCCACGGAGACCAUCCAGCAACACUACGCCUGGCACUGCUUCUUCCUCCUGCUCGCCAUCUUUGUCACGCUGACCAACCAGUUCCACAAGUGGUCCCACACCUACUUUGGGCUUCCCGCCUGGGUCCAGUUCCUCCAGCGCUACCACCUGAUCCUGCCCUGCCGGCACCACAGGGUGCACCACGUGGCCCCCCAUGAGAUGUACUUCUGCAUUACCACCGGCUGGCUCAACUACCCCAUGGAAGCAGUGGGCUUCUGGACGGGUCUGGAAUCCAUCAUCACUCACCUGACUGGCUACUCGCCCAGGACGGAUGAUUUAAACUGGGCCAAAAAGACCAAGUGAUGAUUGAAAUUGACUUUUUUCUUCUUUUUUUUUUUCUUUCGUCAAGAGACUUUGGAUAAUGUGCUUUUAUCAGGGAAAUGUAUGAAUGGCAUAUAGAGUACCGGUAGGCCUCAUAUAGAGGGUCAUACCAUGCAUCGUAUAUGUCCCAUGAAUGAUUUUAACUGUAUUUUAUGUAGCAAAGAAACAAACCUGAUGUUGGUCUAUAGUGAGAAGUGCUUAAACCUCAAUUAUUUUUAUUUCUGUUUAACCAUCUGUGCAUACUGGGUUGUAAACAUUUUACCAAAAAUGUACCAAUGAAAAUCAUAUCACGUGGGACUGAAACCACUGUGGCAGACAUAAUUUGAUGAAAAAAUAACAAAUGUUUGCAUUUUGUAUCAAUGACAUGUUCAGGUUUAUGUUAAUAACAUUUAAACAAUAUUUGAACCAGAUGGGGUCGUUUAAGAGGAGAUUUGUAUAUUUAAAAGUGAGUUCUUACCUUCAAUGUCUUGGUUUUUUGCAAUGUUUUCGAGCUUGUCCGGCAAUCAGCAGUCACAGUGGCAUGGCGCUAUAAGCAUUGAUGAGACUGUGACUGCUGGAUGACUUACAUGUAGAAAACAUCAUAAAAAUGAUGAUUUUGAAGGGAGAGAAUUAACUUUUCAAAAAUACAAAUUUACAAUCGACUAUUCCGUUCUAGUUCUAAAAAUUGUUGUCAGGUGACUAACAAAACGUGACUAAUUGACUAAUCAAUACAGAAUGUGAACUAAAUAUCAGUUUUAAUUGAAUAAUUGCCUGCCGCUAAUGCUUUCAGUGCCACAUGAAAGGUUCUUUGUUUUGGUCAGUUACUCAUGACUGGAAAUGAAAAUAGUAUUUAUUUGUCACGUUCUGCCAACAAUCCAAGAUUUGAUACAGCACCACUAAUAUAUGUUCACAGUAAUAGGUUUGUAUACACUAUCAAAUACUCAUUGAUGUGUGCAUGUAUCUUCAUAUGUUGAAAGCCUUAUGUAAAUAUUUUGUUAAGUUUCAACCUCUGCUGUGUGAAGUGUUUGAAAGUUAAUUUAUUUAUGAUGAAUUGAUGAUCUGUAUUACUAUUUUCUAGUGUAUACAUAUUUGUGUUUUCAAAAGGAUAUGUACAUUUUGUAUUGAGCGCUUGAAGAGAAGUCAAAUGAUAAAUGGAUGUGUCAUGUUCAAACAAUUAAAAUCAUGGUGAUUCUAAUCACAAAUUGUGAAUUUAAAUUCAAAUCAUGAUUUCUAUUUUUAGAGCUACCUUUGUCAUGAAAAGAAAUUAGUUGUGUACUGGUUACAAAGAAGUGCGGUAGUCAAGACCAGGGGCCCCCGAGACCAAGAUAAGGACAGAAUCUUGAAAUGACGUUCAUAUUACGCCUCGGCCCCCAUCAUUGCUUGUAAGCUUACGCAGCAAUCUUUUUUACUUGUACAAAUAUGAUAAAAGCUUAACGUGUACAUUAGUAGGUACACUGUUUGUAGGAGCAAUAGAUUUAUUACAAAUAUAUUAAGUGACUUGCUUAGAGUAUAUUCAUUUCUAAUUUAUAUUUCACCUUUACAUGUACCUUCAGACUCGUUAUGUUUGCUUGUUGAUAAAAAAAAGACUGAGUGAAGACUGGCAGUUGAAACUUUAGAAAUUCACCUUGUGUACAUGUAGCUGGAUAACCUUUGACUAAGAAGAAUUUGUUGACCUGUUUUGUCCAGAAGCUUUGAUAUUGCUUUGCUUUUUGUGACUCUAACUUAAAAAUAGUUUGUCAUUCAUAAUGGUUUUGUUCCUUAAGGUUUAUAACAUUGUAAGAUUACAAGUCCAAAGUUGUAUUUGCUCUGUACAAAUUUUAUUUGUGUAUUGUUUCAUGUUAUCUUUGUUACGCUGUAGGUGAGAGACGUUUUACUUCCAUUAACAAAUUACAUGUAUGACAGGGACUUAUGAUAUGUAAUUUAAGGAUUUCAAUAUCAAUUAUUCCUCACCCUACCCCCCCCCCCCCCCCCCUCUCUCUCCAUUUCCCUACAUCCCUCAUUCUCUUUCCUUCUCUCCCCUGCUCUGCUCAUCAUUUAUGCAAAUGUUGUCACUCUUAUUUUCUCUGUCUUAUGAAUGAAUUUACCUUAUUGAUUUUAUUUUCACUUGAAUUGGUGCAAUUCUUAUAAUAUAAUUGUACAAUAAUGUAUGUAAUAAUGCAAUGCAAUGAACUCCUUUCAAAGCCUUAUGUCAGUAAUGCGUAAAAUUAUGCAUGUUUCUCUCUCUCUCUCUCCCUCCCUCCUCUCUCUCUCUCUCUCUCUCUCCCACUCUUCCCCCUCUGGGAUAUUGGGUUACCAGUAUCCAUGUCAGAGAUUAAUAUAUCUAAAGAAAGGGGGCCAUAUUAAUGGUAAUGAAGUAAUCGGAAAGGAUGUAAGACAAAACAAAAUGAUAUUGUGUAAAUAUUCUUUAUUUUCAGUUGAAUGCAAAUGUCACUGAUAAAUUAGUUGGUGUACAUGUACAAACAUAGACGCAAUUCUGUGCGUUACACACCGUUGUCCAUAUCCCGCCGCAUCAAGAAUCGUUUCUGUAGGGGGUUUAUGAAUGGUGCAGCACUUACAUAUAUUGAAAUAAAAUGGAACCACAAUGUUGGCAUUCCAUUGAAUUAACAGAGAAAAGGCAAAUCAAUUGGGAUAUGCUGCACAGUAUCAAUAGCCAAAUCAUCCAGAAAACCCUAGUUUAUGAUGAGAAAAAACAAAAUCUGAGUUUUAUAUUUGAUAAAUUUUCUGUACAUAAUAGGGUAUUGGGUCAAAUUUAACUUAUACACGUACUUCAUGGGCUCCAAACAAGGGGGAAUAAAUGAUGAAUAUUUAUUUCAGAACAGUUGCCCUUUGAAACAAAAUCCAUGAUUACCUCAGCUCAUAUUGUCUCAUUGGAAUAACAAUAUCUACAAAUCAGAUGCAGAAGAUAUGAUUGAAUGGCAGAUAAAUAAUACAUGUACAAUUAAUAAAUAAUGUAAUCCUUGAGAUACAUGUAUUAUUUUAAAUUAUAGGGCACACAGUGCGUAUUUAGGUAAUACUAUCAAUGUACUCUUUAUUGCAUAGUGAAAGAGGGAAUAAUGUAUGUGAAUAAAGACCGAAAUUGAGAACACAUAUUGUGCACGUUUUCUUUGUAUAAAAUGGAUUCAAAAGUAUAUAUUUGGAUUUCAGCAUAAAGCCAAUACUAAAACACCCUAAAUAACGUCAAAGUUGAUACAAUUUAGAACAUGGGUUCUGAAGUUGCAUAUGCAAUUUCUUCAAGCUUUAUUUCAGCAUUAUGUUAAUUUGGCUGGUCUACAAUCAGAGCCCAGUUUCAUUAAACUUUUUUAUCAACAACGAGUUACAAUAACUCUUAAAAGCUCCUGAAAUUGUGGCCUCUGAUUGGCCAAGAGCAAAUUUGUCCUAGAAAUUUCACAUUUGUUAUUGAUUUGAUAAAAGUUUUAUGAAACAAGUCUCUGUAAUUGACGGGUUCAAUACAUGUGUAAAUUUCCAAUAUGUAGCUUACAUUCAACAACACAUUUUUUAAUUGCCCCCCCCCCCCUUUACAAAAAGUAAUACAUAUAUGUAAAAUAUAAAAGGGCGUCUUUCUUAUCAAUGUACAUACCCUUUUUCUUAGAAGCCUUUUCUUUUUCUUAUAUACACAUCAAGGUUUUUGAGACGUCAUAUUGCAGUUAACAUUUAAUAUUUGCCUUCCGUGGAUGCUUUCUUUGUUUCUUAGUUGCAAAAAAAAAAUGAACAUCAGUUUAAAAAUGAAAAGAAAACAAAUAUAAAUUCAUAUUUUGCAAUCCAAAGAUCAGUAGCUUUCAAUAGAAUUUCAACAUUGAAUAAAAAGAGGAUAAAUGAACAUUAUUUCAAGACAGAAGUAGCAAGACUUCUUAUUCUUUACAAGAUGAAUGCAUCAUUCUAGUUACAUAAUUCAUUGCAAUACUAAACAAUGCCUAAUCCUGAAAUUGCCCCAAAAUAUCAAUUUAUCAAUCUCUCUUCUUUGUCUAAAAAAAAAAAUGUUCAUAAAAAUGUUUUUUAAUAGAAGCAUUAUUACUCUAUAAAUAACAUUGUUUUAAAAUAUCAAACAUGGUAACAUUACAAAACUAUAUCGCAUUCUAUAUCAAAAUAGACAUGUC